Messenger RNA from Habropoda laboriosa, 3517 nucleotides. RefSeq names its product tubulin-specific chaperone D (gene TBCD). The record is from RefSeq and is a predicted model, not a curated record. The transcript has 9 exons. Gene Ontology annotation, cellular component: lateral plasma membrane. Lineage: Eukaryota; Metazoa; Arthropoda; Insecta; Hymenoptera; Apidae. Gene Ontology annotation, molecular function: GTPase activator activity; beta-tubulin binding. Gene Ontology annotation, biological process: tubulin complex assembly; adherens junction assembly; post-chaperonin tubulin folding pathway. The coding region runs from base 1 to 3456 and encodes 1151 amino acids.
AUGGUGCUAAAUGAUUGUUCGGACACAGAAAUAAUUGGUUGUGGAUUCAGUGCUUUUAAGGAAAUUGACGAAGUGACUUCUUUAAUUGCAGAACUAAAAAAAGCUAAUCUUUCUCCAAGUCUUAUUGAGAAAAAUCGUGAUCGAUUUAAUUUUAUUUUAUCUCAAUAUCAAGAUCAAAGACAAUUGUUAGAUCCUUAUUUAGAUGAUAUUCUACAACCACUAAUUAAUAUUAUUAGAGAUGAUUAUUCUGCAGAAAAUAUGCGGCAUAAUGCUUUUAAAUAUAUUUUUAUUGUUAUGUCCGUUAAAACGUACAAGAAGAUCGUUACAUAUCUUCCACAUGAGGUAGCAGAUCUUCUUCCAGUUCUGCGAAUGUUAGAAAGACAAGAUCCAAAUGACGUAGAGACAUGGGAAACUCGAUAUGUACUUCUAAUAUGGCUUUCUAUAAUUUCAAAAAUACCAUUUCCACUUUCACGUUUAGAAAUUACUGAUGUUAACUCUGAACAAUCCAUAGUAGUUAGAAUUUUGAAAAUAUGCAAAUUAUUUUGUUUAUCGAAAGAUGCUUGUGCUGUAGCUGCAGUUUUUCUGAUUGCCAAUUUCUUAACAAGAUCAGAUGUGAAAACAUUAUAUUUGGAAGACACAAUAUUAUGGAGUUUGCAAUGUGUGGAAAAUGAUCCUUUAAGACAUGGCCCAUUAGCUGUUUUAGCAGCAAUAUUAAAACACAGUGCAAGAGAAGAUGUAAGACCACACAUUCAAAUAAUUUUAGAUAAAGUUUUACAGUUACAUCUAAAUGAUAAUCCUGCGGACCUUAUUCGGAAAUUUGGAAUUAAGAUUGUACAAAGAAUUGGAUUAGUACUAUUAGGAACAAAGCUGGCUUCUUGGAGAUAUCAAAGAACUAAUAGACCUAUAUGCCUAUUAUCUAAUACUAAAGAUAUUAAUACUAUGGAAACUAUAGAAAAUGUUGAAAGUGUUCCAUUUAAUCAUGAUGAUCAAGAUAUUCCAUCGGCAAUAGAGGAUAUUAUUGAACAAAUUAUACAAGGUCUUAGAGAUAAAGCAAUUACAAUACGAUGGUCUGCUGCAAAAGGAAUUGGUAGAAUAACAGCAAGAUUGCCAGUGGAUUUAGCAGAUGAUGUAGUAGGAUUUGUUUUAAAUCUUUUUUGUGGUCGAGAGUCAGAUUCUGCUUGGCAUGGUGGUUGCUUGGCAUUAGCAGAAUUAGGAAGACGUGGACUUGUGUUACCUCAUCGUUUAAGUGAUGUGAUACCAGUAGUUCUUCAGGCCUUAGUAUUUGAUGAGCCAAGAGCUUAUGGAUCGAUUGGGUAUUUAAUUAGAGAUGCUGCAUGUUAUAUUUGUUGGUCAUUUCCUAGAGCAUAUGAUCCUGAUAUUAUUCAGCCAUAUGUAAAAGAAAUUGCAGCUACACUAUUGGUUGUUACUUGUUUUGAUCGAGAAAUUAAUUGUCGAAGAGCUGCUUCUGCAGCAUUUCAAGAAAAUGUGGGAAGACAAGGAAAUUUUCCACAUGGAAUAGAAAUACUUACAAUUGCUGAUUAUUUUGAAGUUGGUGUUAGAAAUCAUGCUUAUUUAAAAAUUAGCACACAAAUUGCACAAUAUGAAGAAUAUACAAAACCUCUUAUUGAUCAUUUGGUUGCAAGAAAAGUUACACACUGGGAUACAGCAAUUAGAGAACUUUCAGCGAAAGCUUUAUUUAAUCUAACACCUAUUGAUUCAAGUUACAUGAAGAAUACAAUUUUACCAAAUUUAUUAGACAUGUUAGAUUCUAUUGAUUUGAAUAUUAGACAUGGUGCAGUAUUAGCUAUUGCAGAAAUUUUAGAAGCGUUGUACAAUUGCUGUAAUGAAAAAAUUGAAGAUAUAGCUGGACUGUCAGUCAUAGAAAAUGUAAAAAAUAUAAUAAAUACCUUUAGAAAAAGGGGACAAUUCAAAGGUCUAGGAGGAGAAUUAAUGAAACAAGCAUGUGCUGUACUUAUAAAAAAAUGCUCUAUUGUUCAGUUACCAAUUUCCAUAGAAAUUAUUUGUGAUUGGCAAAAUCUCUUAGAAGAAUGUUUGGGUCAUGAAGUAUCUGCAGUAAAAAUAAAAGCUGCUGAAGCACACACAGAAUUUUUCCGAAAAUACUAUGCAAACAUAGACAGUCAAGAUCGUAAUGUAGUUAUUAAUCGUUAUCUUGAUAAUUUACAAUCAAAUAAUCAACUUGUUCGAAUAGGUUUUGCACAAGCCAUAGGUUAUUUUCCUUUAUUUAUAAUUUGUGAAAGAGUAAAGGACAUAAUACAAGCUCUUAUUAAAUGUACUGAAAUAUCAGAAAAUACUUUAAAGUGGGCAGAAAGCAGAAAAGAAGCUAUUCAUGCUUUAAUAUUGGUCUGUCAAACUUUGGGAGUAAAGGAAGCAGAUAAGUGGCAAAUAUUCGUUCAUGAUUUGUACUGUUGCUACUUGUUGGCAUUAAAAGAGUAUACAAUAGAUAGUCGAGGAGAUAUAGGGGCUUGGGUACGAGAAGCAGCAAUAACUGGUUUACAUAUGCUAACAAAUUUAGUGUUACAAGCAAGAUUACUUUUUAUGUUAGAUGAGGACUUAAUGGCAAAUGUAAUUGGAAGAAUUGCACAACAGGCUGUUGAAAGAAUUGAUGGAAUUCGAGCACAAGCGGGAAAUGUUUUUAGUGUACUGAUUCAUAAUGAUCCUCCUUUACCAAACAUUCCAUAUCACGAAGAAUUAAAAGCUAUAUUUCCUUAUGAUGAAUGUAAAGAAAAUAUAGAGUGGCGAAUGGAAUCUGCUACUUUUCCUCGAUUUAUAAAAAUGUUAUCUUAUCCUCCGUAUACAAUGAAUGUUUUACGAGGAAUUAUAUUUAGUGUCGGCGGUUUGAGUGAAUCUUUGGUUAAAUAUUCUAGCGUUUCUUUAUUUUCUUAUUUACAAGAAAUAGAUGAGUUGAGUCUACAAAGUUUAUGCUAUAAAAUUUUAAGUAUUUUUGAAGAAAGUCACAAAAAUGAAAGGAUGAUUACAUCAAUACUAGCUUUUUUGGACCGCUUACUUAGUUCUGGUUGUAUUCAAGUUGUUCUUGAUAAUUCUGAAAACGGAAUUGCAGAACGAAUUUUAUUUCUAGUUAAGCAAGAAAUAAAGAGUACAAAUAAUACUAAGUUGUUAAUUAGCAGUAUAAAUGUAUUUUGUCAGCUUUUACAGAUACAUGGAUCAGUUGCAAAAAGAGCAUUUUGUCAAUUAAGUAUUUUUCUUUGUCAUAAAUAUAAGUGUAUACGAAAAGUGGCUGCAACAAGAACAUAUGAAGCUUUAACACUCUAUGGGGAAGAAGUGGAUAUUCCAGAACAAAAUUUAAGUAAAAUUUUGAUUGAAUUAAAUGUUACUGACUGGGAACAAUCAGUGUCUGAACUUCGACCAAUAAGAAAUCAUCUUUGUGAUUUAAUGAAAGUACCUGUACCUAUUUUGCAAACUAAACUUACAAACUGAGUUGAGCCUUUUAUUGUGCUUCAUUUAAAAUAAUUUGAUCGUCUAUCGCAACAUCCCCUCA